AUGCCAGCUGAAAAGGGCAUCAUCCACUACGGCUACAUCCCACGGAGCACAUCCUCUGGCACUCGUGGUGCGGGAGGCGACCUCACAGGCAUUCAACGACCUCAACUACAAUGUCCCAGCCAGCAGAUCGUUCGACGAUGCCUCCUGAUGCUUGCCAUCAACACAGCUCCACACGCAGCGAUUGCAGUGCAGUGGUCUGGCGGCGUGCUUGCAUCAAACCGCAACAUCAACGACGAGCAUCAGGAGGCUCCGCCCGCCAACGCCGAGUCUGUGCUCGUCAUCGACCCAGUGCGCUGA
This is a messenger RNA of Salpingoeca rosetta, 297 nucleotides long. RefSeq lists its product as uncharacterized. The record is from RefSeq and is a predicted model, not a curated record. The transcript is spliced from 2 exons. Lineage: Eukaryota; Choanoflagellata; Craspedida; Salpingoecidae. Bases 1 to 297 code for a protein of 98 amino acids.